Molecule: messenger RNA, 2607 nt
Organism: Thamnophis elegans (Western terrestrial garter snake)
Lineage: Eukaryota; Metazoa; Chordata; Lepidosauria; Squamata; Natricidae
Product: ADP-dependent glucokinase-like
Exons: 8
Coding region: 810-2285 (491 amino acids)
Biological process (GO): glucose metabolic process
Cellular component (GO): endoplasmic reticulum
Molecular function (GO): ADP-specific glucokinase activity
Source: RefSeq, a predicted model, not a curated record
UCUCCUGCUGCCAGGCCUCCCCGGGUCUCUCGGCGGGAGGGAGGCAGAAAUCCGGGGUUCCUGCUUGGCAGUGGAAGGGGGGGGGGAGGCAGGAUCCCCUGUAGGACCUCGAGUAGUACUCCAGAGCCCAUCAUCCCCACCCCCUUCCUCCUAGCCUUCCCCAGAUGGGCUUGGGCAUGGUUCCCAGCCGCCCAUCAUCCCCAGCCAACAUGCUCCCUUCCUUUUCUCCCAGCAUCUCAACCCCUUCCUUUCUUCCUAUCGACUUCCGGACUUAUGCAACUGCACCUCCCAUCAUCCCCAGCCCGCUUGCCCUUCUUUCCUGGACUACAGCCCCCAUCGUCCCAAGCCCUUUCCCUUUCUGCAGCUCCCAUUAUCCCCAGCCAUGACAGCCUCUUUCCCCUGGAGAUGGGCUCUUCUGCCUCUCCCAUCAUCCCCAACCCGCGAGACCUCCAGACAGCGGCGCGAUCCAGAUGCUUAAGGACUAAAAAAACCCAUCAUCCACAGACCUCUCUCUCUCACACACACACACCGCCCUCAAAAGUGAAUAAUACUCAUUCACAAAGCCAAACUGUUUCUUUGGUAAGGCAGGAUCGCCAAAGCUAAGGAGUCCUCGACCUACAACUCAUUUAGCGACUGUUCAAAGUUACGACGGCACUGGAGAAAAGGGGACUUCGGACCUUAAUGACCUUGGAAGCAUCCCCCAGGAUCUUGUGAUCCAAAAUCAGAGUGGGAUCUGUUCCCAGAUGGAUGGUGACCCCUGAACCCGCUUCGACCGCCGCCAGCCUCUCGGUAGAGUCCAAGGCUUCGCCAUGUGGCACAAGGCCCUGUGUGUGGCUGUGUUGGCCCUGGCCACCGGCUCUGUCUUCUGGCUGGAUCCCGCUUGGCCGGAUUUCCUGUGGGAGCAUCUCUCGGGGCCCUUCCUGUACCAACUUCGGGGGGACCUGGGGUCCCCAGAAGGCAGCAUGGCAGAGGCCUGGGAUGCCGUCAUCACCCGGCCGGCCAAGCAAUGGAACAGAGUUGCUGUGGGGGUCAAUGCCUGUGUGGAUGUGGUGCUCUCCGGGGUGAAGCUGCUGCAGGCCCUCGGCUUCCGCGGUGAGGUUGGGAAAGACCAUUCGGUCUUGCGUUCCGCUGCUGAACUGGAAGAAGCCUUCGUCCAUUUUAUGGGGAAGGGGGCUGCUGCGGAACGGUUCUUCAACGACGCCGAUGCCUUCCACCGCAUCGCGCAAACGGCGUCCAGUUAUCCUGGCGCACAGUUGUAUGUUGGAGGAAAUGCUGCUCUCAUUGGCCAGAAAAUCGCAUCUCAUCCAGACUUAAAGGUUCUACUUUGUGGCCCAAUUGGGCCCAAGCUUCACGAAUUGCUUGACGAGAACGUAAUGGUCCCUCCGGAAUCACUGCAAGAAUUAGAUGAAUAUCAUCUUAUUUUGGAAUACCAAGCAGGUGAAGAAUGGGGAGAGCUGAGAGCCCCCAACGCCAACCGAUUCAUCUUCUCCCACGACCUGUCCAACGGGGCCAUGAACAUGCUAGAAGUCUUUGUAUCCAGCCUGGAGGAAUUUCAGCCAGAUCUGGUGGUGCUUUCGGGCUUCCAUAUGAUGGAAGGUCAGACCAGAGAGCUACGCCAGAGGAGGCUCCGAGAGGCCGUAACUUCCAUUUCUGACAUUCCCACCGACGUCCCGAUCCAUCUGGAAUUAGCCGGUAUGACCGAUCCAGACCUCAUGAGAGACAUAAUUCACCAGCAGAUCUUCCCUCUCGUGAGCUCCAUCGGUUUGAACGAGCAAGAGCUGCUCUUCCUCACCCAGGCAGCCUCGGGACCUCACUCCUCGUUGGCCUCCUGGAACGGCGUCCCCGACGUGGCCGUGGUCAGCGACAUCCUUUUCUGGAUCUUGAAAGAACACGGGAGGACUUCAGCCAAGGCUUCGGGACUUAACCCGAUCCACUUCCAUACUUUGGCCUACCACCUCCUGGUUACCGUGGAUGGGUAUUGGGCCAACCAGGUGGCGGCGGUGGCUGCCGGAGCCAGGGUGGCGGGGACCCAAGCUUGUGCCACCCAGAUCAUUGACGCCGACAAAGUCUUCCUGAAGGCACCACUGGAGUUUGCCACUUCCAAGACGGACGGGGCCUCCAGAGUCUCCUUAAACCCAAAGGAGCCCAUAUCAGUGUGGCGCCGGAAUGGCAUCUCCUUCCAUUACACCCCGGUGCUGGUGUGUAAAAGCCCCCUGCGGACUGUGGGCCUCGGAGACGCCAUCUCUGCCGAAGGACUCAUGUAUUCCGAAGUCUAUCCUCACUAAGCACUGAAUAAAGAGAUCGCUCCAAAAUUCGGACCAAGCAGGUUACAGACUGGACAUCAGAUGGGACCAGGAACCAGAGCUGGGAAGAGGGGAACAAUAAAUGCGAUCCAGAACUUGGAUUUAUUGCCAUAGGAAUGUUUGCAACGCAACGGUCAGGGAGGAAGGUUCAUCUGAAGGAGCUGCAGCGAGAAAGCAAAGCGCUCUAUUUAUUUUUGAUUAAGUCCAUUUAAUUUGCUAUGAUUUCUAAAAAGACUCGCCAUCUUCAGGCUGGUGUUUUCGGCUUAAAGCGUGGUCGGAGCUGCCAUCUUUCUAUAAAUCUUGG